Striga hermonthica is the source of this 2163-nucleotide messenger RNA. NCBI's taxonomy places the organism in Eukaryota, Viridiplantae, Streptophyta, Magnoliopsida, Lamiales, Orobanchaceae. The record is from the annotation of a GenBank genome assembly.
AUGUCAAGCCGCCUCGCCUCUGUCGCCACCGCGCCCUCAGUCCCUUCUCAAUCAAAAUCCCUCUCUCUUCCCGCCGCCGCCGCCAUUCCCCUUACCGGGCCACCCGAAAUCUACAUUAAACCCCUCGCCGCUCCCGCCCCCGAACCCGAACCGGUCAUCGCCGCCGCCCCCGGCGGCGGCCCACCCAUGGGCCUGACCAAGUGCCAUUCUCCGACCUUCCUCUCGACCGGAAACCCCUGCCUCGACUUCUUCUUCCACGUCGUCCCCGACACGCCGCCGGAGGCUCUCACCCGCCGACUUCAGCUCGCCUGGGACCACGACCCGCUCAAGGCCCUCAAACUCAUCUGCAAUUUACGAGGCACAAAAGGCACCGGCAAAGCCGACGAGGAAGGUGGCUACCGGGCCGUCCUCUGGCUCCACGAGAACCACCCCAGGACCCUCGCCCUCAAUUUGGACAAAUUCGCCGGGUUCGGAUCCUCCAAGGAUCUGCCCGAGAUCCUCUACCAGAUUCUCGAAGGCCCCGACUCCCGGAAGGUGUCUCAACGGGAUCGGGACCUCACGAAACAGAUGAGAUUCACUAAAAGGCGCCGCUUCAAUUAUAACCGAUACAAUGGCACGCCAAUGGAUGAAGACGAGCCUGAGUCUGAGCCCGAGCCCGAGUCCGAGCCCACUGGAAGAAAUGAGUCGGAAGCAGAAGCAGACAAGAAGCGUAAGUCGCCAAUUGAUGAAGACGAGCCUGAGCCCGAGUCCAAGCCAGAGUCUGAGCCCACUGGAAAAAACGAGCCGGAAGCGGAAGCAGACAAGAAGAGUAAGUCGAACAAAAGACGGCUGAGGUGGAAGGCGAAGACGCUCGAGUGGGCCAAACAGAGAAAAGAGGCCAAGAGGAUCAAGCGGGCUAGAAGGGUUGUUGAACGAUUCAACACCUAUCCCGACUUCAAAUUCCUCCACGAUCGGGUGUCCGAUUAUUUUGCCGAUCGGCUACGAUCCGACCUGGAGAUGCUGAGGCGAGGGGAGCUCUCGCGAAUCAGCCCAACCGCAAAGUGGUGCCCGUCUCUCGACUCGUCUCACGACAAAGUUACCCUCCUGUGUGAGACGAUUGGAAAACGGAUUUUCUCGAGGGAUGAGUGCCCGGAAUACGAGGGAGUCGAGGAGCCGCACUACGCGUACCGUGUUAGGGACCGUCUGCGAAAAGAGGUGCUCGGCCCACUUCGCAGAGCCCUCAAUCUACCCGAGCUGCACAUUGGGGCCAAUGAUUGGGGCUCGAUCGAUUACGAGCUUUUGGGGCCCGACGAGGUGAGGCUGCAUGAGCGGGAAUUCUUGAAGCACGACAAGGAGAGGUUCUGCAAGUACCUCGCCAAGUUGCGGAAAGGCGAGGCGAAGAUUGGUGCAGGGGAUUGGUUCCCUCACAAGAAUCUUGCCCGCGGCGGCCGCCAGGUGGCGGAGUUUCAGUGGUUGAGUAUGGUUGAUGAUAUGGCGAAGAAGGGGAAGCUGAGAAACUGCCUGGCGAUCUGCGAUGUUUCGAGUAUGAAUGGGAAGACGGUGAAGGCGGCGGCCGCGCUUGGGUUGUUGGUUUCGGAAUUGAGUGAAGAGCCAUGGAAAGGGAAGGUGAUCACAUUUGCCGAUAAUCCCGAGCUUCGAUCGGUUGAGGGGCUCAGUAGUAUAAACAAGAAGGCGAGGUUCGUCAAGGGACUAAUGACGUUUGGUCAAAAGGACCUCCAGAAGGUUUUUGAUCUGCUGCUGAAGGUGGCGGUGGACGGUGGACUGAAGCCGGAGAAGAUGAUCAAGCGGCUGUUUGUGUUUAGCGACAUGGAAUUUAGCAAGGCGUCGGAGAAUGAGAUGGAGACGGAUGAUGAGGCGAUUGACAUGGAACUUAGCAAGGCGUCGGAGAAUGAGAUGGAGACGGAUUACCAGGCGAUUUUGAGGAAGUUUAGGGAGAAAGGGUAUGGUGAUUGUGUGCCAGAGAUUGUGUUUUGGAAUGUGAAGGACUCGAAGGCCACUCCGGUGGCGGCAGGCCAGGCGGGCGUGGCGCUGGUGAGCGGGCAUUCGAGGAAUUUGAUGAAGAUGUUUGUUGGGGAAAGUGUGGCUGGGGACAUGAAUCCGGUGGGGGUUAUGGAUUUGGCGAUUGCAGGGGAGGAAUAUGAAGGCUUGGUUGUGCACGAUUGA